GCUUCAACGUUUCUUUGGAAUAAUGUCAAAUACUCUACGUCCAUACCUGACGGCGGUCCGUUCGACUUUGACUGCUGCAUUGUGCUUGGAUAACUUUUCAUCACAAGUAGCGGAGCGUCACAACACACCGGAAGUGGAAUCAGGAAAAUCCAAAGAAGUGUUAAUGAAUCCGCUGGUUAUCAGUCGUAACGAAAACGAAAAAGUUUUAAUUGAACCUUCAGUGAACUCGGUUCGCGUGAGCAUCAAAAUCAAACAAGCAGAUGACCUUGAACGCAUUUUGUGUCACAAAUUCUCUCGUUUCUUAAUGCUGAGAGCUGAUAGCUUCGUCGUUCUUCGUCGUGUGCCAGUGGAGGGAUAUGACAUCUCCUUCCUGAUCACCAACACCCAUACCGAACAAAUGUACAAGCACAAGUUGGUGGACUUUAUUGUGCAUUUCAUGGAGGAAGUCGACAAGGAAAUCUCUGAGAUGAAAUUAAGUGUAAAUACACGCGCUAGAACCGUAGCUGAAAGCUACUUGGCACAGUUUGCCAAAACCUAAUGUUGUAAUAAAUAAGCUUCUAUGAACACAUCCUCAUUGAUUGGCUUUGGGUUUCCUCAUGUGUUCUUUUCUUUAUUUUUGGUGGUGAUGAUAUUUUGUUUCAUUGGCU
Messenger RNA from Radiomyces spectabilis, 647 nucleotides. Its product is annotated as actin-related protein 2/3 complex subunit 4. Gene Ontology annotation, biological process: actin filament polymerization; Arp2/3 complex-mediated actin nucleation. The coding region runs from base 23 to 538 and encodes 171 amino acids. NCBI's taxonomy places the organism in Eukaryota, Fungi, Mucoromycota, Mucoromycetes, Mucorales, Radiomycetaceae. The record is from RefSeq and is a predicted model, not a curated record. The transcript has 5 exons. Gene Ontology annotation, cellular component: Arp2/3 protein complex; actin cytoskeleton. Gene Ontology annotation, molecular function: actin filament binding.